GAUCACUCGAUGCUCAAAUAAAUAGUUUGUAACAGUAUUCAAGGAUUUUGACAGACAAACGAUUUUAGACUCCUUCACAAUAUUGGAAGAAUGUUUUCUUUAUCCUGGUGGUGGUCAAACUUAGGUUCUCAACGAUUUAACUUACCUUUCACCAAUUCAGUUGAAUGUGAGAAGCCCUGCUAAUAUUUAUGAGCCUAAAAUAAUUUCUUUGAAUGCUUAAUAAUUAUAUAUUGAAUUGGAGGGUUUUUCUGCGCUAUAGUUGGCUUGAAAGCGUAAACUGAACAGCAUCAAUAAUACGAACUUCAAACGCAAUCCCAACUUGGAAGAUUACGCUUGUCUUCAGCGUUUUAUCUGCACUCAUUCUGAAAUUAUUGUCCUUGCAUCCUAAUUUAAUUUCGGGGAGCUUCUAAUAAGAAGCAUUUUGUCUAACAAAGCUGACAGGGGCCUUUGUAAAUUUACUUAAUUAUUUGAUUUCCCAUAAUUUAUUUAUUUAUUGCAUUUUUUUCGUCUUUUGUUCGUUUUACUGUGUUGUCCAUUUAUUUGUGCGAUCAUCAAACCGGUUUAUUGACGACCUCUUCUGUUAUUAUUAGCUUGAAAAGCCUUACUUUUGUUUUAUUCUUACGCUUAGACUUCUUGGCUUUUUAGGUUAUUAAGGUCAAUUCACCCUCUCUUCAGUAAGCAAAUGAAAUAUCUAGUCCAUUUCAUUUCGCAUUUGGCACUACCAGGAGCAUUCAAUUUUAUUUACUCUUCUUCCCCUUGAUAUUGUUGUUGUUUCCGAUUUAUGCUUUUGCUUUGCAACUUAUUCUUGGAUUUUGUCUUUCAUUUCCUUCCUUUUCUUGUCAGUUCAGCGUCUUUGUGUAAUACAUUGACUAUAAAAUUUCUAUCUUCUAUUCUUGGGUGGAUCUUAGUUUGUCUAACUCUUUUCUUUCAUCUCUUCAUUCGUUUUAAAUAUGUAUUGGAUUCAAUGCAUUACCGUCCCUCUGUUGUUUUUAUGGAUAAAAUCCGUAAUUGCCUAUCACGAUGUGGACGAAGGUAUUGUUGCCUUGGAUGUUGUUCCGAGGAGUGUGGAAUUUUCGUCCGCAAAUCCUCACUUACAAAAACGCUAUUCAGUUUUUGGUUCUGAUAUGUCCACUUUUCCAUUGACUCUUCAAAGUUAUGCGUAUUACACCACUACGCUGUAUAUAGGUCAUCCUGCAAUUCCAUAUAUUGUGGCUGUCGACCUUGACAUGCCAUACACUUGGCUCACAUACUACGAUGUGUUAUCAUUCAAUCCAACUUUUUUAGGAAUCGAUGUUGAUGGUUCCCAAUGGGGUAGUGAGGAACUUCGGUACUUCCUUUGCGACGCCAAUCCAAGUGACUCUUGCUAUACCGGUAAUUCUUCAUUGGGUUUUUCCUUUGUGAAUGAACCCAAGACGUAUUUAAUCAAAUAUGAUGAUAACAUCACGGUUGCUGGAGUUAACGUUCAAGACUCUUUAGUGUACAACCAUUACCAUGAACUUAGUAACUUUCAGUUUGGGAUUACAUUGAAGGAGUACGUUCCCAGUUCUUUAUUACCAUACAAAGGUGUUCUGGGGUUGGCUGCUUCUUCUGAAAUUAAUAGUAUAGACUUCGUGGAUUCUAUUUCGAGAUUCAAACCACCUACGUUUUUGGAUCAGUUAGUAGACAGUGAUAUUUUAAGUACGCCGUCCUUCAGUUUAACAUUUGAUACAACCGGAAACGGGACACUUAUUUUAGGUGGUGUAGACGGAACAAAGUAUAGCGGAGCUUUGGUUACACACCGGCAGACACGAACCCGUCAUUAUUCAACUACUCUGUACUCCUUGCAGUACGUGAAUUCAACGUUUGCUUCGAACUUUUCGCUAGUGGUAGAUGCGCUUCUCCAAACUCGAGAACUAUUUAUUUAUCUACCUUAUGACAUUUCGUAUGCUUUAACUGAUCUUAUGGGAGGUUUUGUUGCGUAUGACUACCUUGCAGUUUCCUGUGACAGCAUCGACGACAACAGUGGUAUCAACCUUCAAUUUGGUUGUAAUUCGACAAUUUUCAUUAAAACUUCAAUGCUGAUUGUUGGAACUAUUGAUGAUAUAUGUGUUUUAGGUAUCCGGCCGACAUCAUCAUCGCAGGCUGUGUUAGGAUUGGCUUUUUUUCGAAAUGCAUAUACUGUAUUCCACCAAAAGGCAAAAACUAUAUCCAUUGCUCAGGCCUAUCAUAAUAUGAGCACAAACUUCACUGCAAUCUUGAGUGAAUCUGUUCCUGGAGCAAGUAUGUGCAGCCAGGUCCCCACAAGUACCAAACUAUCAGAAUUGGUAGAAACAACCCAUUUCUCUCCAGCUUCCAAGAAAGUUAAUUCGAUAACCUAUGGAGAACUUUUUCGACAUAAUGUGUCGGUAGAAGCUACAGGUUUACCUGCUUACAAUAUAUCUUCCAUGAGAGCGACUAUGAUAGAGCAUCAUAGUUUCUCUCCGAACAACAAAGUUUCUUGGAUGUUUUUAUGUGUUCCUACCAUCUUAUCAAUAAUACUAUUAUUUGCAACUUAGAAAAUCAAGAUAUGUAGAAAGCAGUAAAUGAAGAGUGGUAAUGAAUCAUCGUGUUUCUCAC
Molecule: messenger RNA, 2595 nt
Organism: Schizosaccharomyces cryophilus OY26
Lineage: Eukaryota; Fungi; Ascomycota; Schizosaccharomycetes; Schizosaccharomycetales; Schizosaccharomycetaceae
Product: aspartic protease Yps1
Exons: 1
Coding region: 951-2534 (527 amino acids)
Biological process (GO): proteolysis
Molecular function (GO): aspartic-type endopeptidase activity
Source: RefSeq, a predicted model, not a curated record